AUGAGUAAAAACAUCUUUCGAAUUUUUAAUCCUGGGGAACCCAAGGAAAAUCCAGUGGAGAAGAGACGGGCCCAACUGCGACGAGCACAACAGACAUAUCGUAAUCGCAAAGAUAGAUACACCAGAACAUUAGAAGAAGAGCUCGCCAAAUCGCGCUCCACGGAAGCAGAAUUGACACGCGAAUGCCAGCAACUACGUGCUGACCUCGAAAAUGCGCUACAACAAUUAUCAAGGCAAUGGAUAGGUAUGGCCAUUGAUGGCAGCAAUCCCCCCUCAGAAAGCGUCGCUUUGUCAAGGACCACAGGGUCUACCAGCGGUGCCUCACCAUUUCACUUCAGUGACCUCAGCAAUCAACCAAGGGACACAAUCCCAUCGCCUCAAAUGAUAUCACCAGAGUCAUUUGGCGAUUUUCAAGGAAUAACCGAAAGCUUUCAGAGACCUCCCAUCUUAUUUGGCCAAGGAGGAGUCGCGUAUAAUUGUCGUAUUAGCGAUGUGGAUCAAGUAACAGCAGGCAUGGAGUUUGUGCUAAAGAUUGAGGAGCCUUGUCUUGAUCACUUGCACGGCGACCUGGACAAACCCUGCGAGCCUAGCAACCAUGCCCUGACUGUUUCCGCUCAGCUGAUAGCGGCAUGCGAUUAUCCAUCGCCUACCAUCAGCUCGCCUCCACCAAUAUCAGCGACGUUCAAUAGCCUCCCAAAGCAAAUGCUUGAACGAUUAUUGAGUCUAGCGCCAGAUUUAUCGAGUGAAGGUGAAGUAACACCAAUUCAGGCUUGGAGCAUUAUUCAAAGUCGGCCAGACUUUGGCGGUUUUGAUACAAGAAGUCUGAGUGCUCUUGCUAGAAAACUGAAAAAGGCAGUAAAGUGUCACGGAUGGAAGACUGUCUUGAUGUUUUUAAUUACGUGGGUUUACUUACUGAAGCGAUAA
This is a messenger RNA of Fusarium venenatum, 924 nucleotides long. The record is from RefSeq and is a predicted model, not a curated record. Lineage: Eukaryota; Fungi; Ascomycota; Sordariomycetes; Hypocreales; Nectriaceae.